UUUAUUCAAGAUCACCCAGGGUGCCAAGUCACAUAAGGAGACCAUUGUGAAGACAAAUACACGGUGGAUUAGUUCUAUUUUCAAGAAGACUACUUUCUUCUUAUAAGAUUGAUCCUCUCAGAUAACAUGAAGGAAUAUGUGCUCCUACUGUUCUUGGCUUUGUGCUCUGCCAAACCCUUCUCUAGGCCUUCCUAUAUGACAUUAAAGAAUAUGAUGCUGGAAGACAUGGAAGAUUCAGAUGAUGAUGAUGACGAUGAUGAUGAUGAUAACACUCUUUUUCCAACGAGAACACCCGCGAACCCUUUUUUCCCCUUUGAUAUGCUUCCAACAUGUCCCUUUGGAUGUCAAUGCUACUCAAGAGUUGUGCACUGUUCUGAUCUAGGUUUGACCUCAGUUCCAAGCAACAUUCCACUUGAUACUCGAAUGGUAGACCUUCAAAACAAUAAAAUCAAGGAAAUAAAAGAAAAUGAUUUUAAAGGGCUCACUUCACUUUAUGGUCUGAUUCUAAACAACAACAAGUUAACAAAGAUUCACCCAAAAGCCUUUCUAACCACAAAGAAGCUGCGAAGGCUCUAUUUGUCCCAUAAUCAACUUAGUGAAAUACCACUUAAUCUUCCCAAGUCAUUAGCAGAACUUAGAAUUCAUGAUAAUAAAGUUAAGAAAAUACACAAGAACACAUUCAAAGGAAUGGAUGCUUUACAUGUUCUGGAAAUGAGUGCAAACCCUCUUGAUAAUAAUGGGAUAGAAACAGGGGCAUUCGAAGGAAUGACAGUAUUCCAUAUCAGGAUUGCUGAAGCAAAACUAACUUCAAUUCCUAAAGAAUUACCAUCAACUUUACUGGAGCUUCAUUUAGAUUAUAAUAAAAUUUCAAAUGUGGAGCAAGAGGAUUUUAAACGAUAUAAAGAUCUACAAAGGCUGGGCCUAGGAAAUAACAGAAUCACUGAUAUUGAAAAUGGAAGUCUCUCAAGUUUGCCGCGCAUAAGAGAAAUCCAUUUAGAAAACAAUAAACUUAAAAAAAUUCCUUCAGGAUUACAAGAAUUGAAAUACCUCCAGAUAAUCUUCCUCCAUUCUAAUUCGAUUACAAAAGUGGGAGUGAAUGACUUCUGUCCAGCAGUGCCCAAGAUGAAGAAGUCCUUAUACAGUGCAAUAAGCUUAUUCAACAAUCCAGUGAAGUACUGGGAAGUACAACCCGCAACAUUCCGCUGUAUUUUGAGUAGAAUGAGUGUUCAGCUUGGAAACUUCAGAAAGUAAACAUUGGUAAUUCAUAAUAUUCAUUUAAUAUGUAAUUAAAAAUAAUUACAUUGAGAAUAGGUAAACUCAAUUAACAGUGGUGGCACUCCAUACAUAUGCAAAAAUCUAUUCCCAAAUAUUAAAGUUAUGAAUUACAUACCUAAUAAGGCAAAUCAUCUGACUUAUUUUAUGACAAAACAAUUAUAUCAGAAUUUUGCAAAAUUAUUGGUACCUCAGGAUUAAGAGAAGGAUUACUGAAGUUUCCUUUUACAUACAAAUUAUAUUGCAUAAAUCUCAAGAUUAUUUCUUUCUCAGUAACAAAUAUUAAAGCCAGUAGGUUCUCAGCACUUUGUAAUCAAAUGUAUUUUGAAAAGAGCUGUACUGUAAAUGAAGUGCUUGACUUAGCAAAGCUUAUGUACUCUCAUUUGUUGGAAAAUCAUAUGAAGAGCACACGUGACUUUGGCUUGUUUUUGGUUUCUUUAGUAACUUGAGUGCUGUUGUCGCGUGUACACACAACAGAACGAAGUGCCGCUCAUCCCUGCACCAUCCUCACAGUCGCUGUUAUGCUUGAGCCUAUGGUUGC
This is a messenger RNA of Echinops telfairi (small Madagascar hedgehog), 1813 nucleotides long. It is a transcript of the gene ASPN, whose product is annotated as asporin. The transcript is spliced from 9 exons. NCBI's taxonomy places the organism in Eukaryota, Metazoa, Chordata, Mammalia, Afrosoricida, Tenrecidae. The record is from RefSeq and is a predicted model, not a curated record. Gene Ontology annotation, molecular function: protein binding. The coding region runs from base 127 to 1251 and encodes 374 amino acids.